AUGUCUUAUUAUGGCGGAAGCGACCCCAGCCCGUAUGACUAUCCUCUCCCAGGCGUUCACAUGCUCGUACGUGCCUUUGGAGGAGCCUCUGAUAUUCAGAAUCAGGAGGAUGGGUGGUGCAGUGGUGCGCUGAGCACGGCAGUGCACAUGGUGUUUGAGCCGGUGUUUAAUGAGUUUGAGGACCAUGGCCUCUCUUCAUGCACGUCCACCCUUGACGGGGACAACGACGUGGACAUGGACGACCCAUCGCGCGACCAGCUCACUCUCUCAACUCUGACAACUCCUCCUCUCUUCACCAUCCUCCCAACAUCACUCCCUCCCGGCUCCGAUAUCCAACCCUCUGCCUCCCUUCCACCACCGCUCCCACCUACCCUUCCCCACCAGAGAGGCAACGACGAGGACACGGACGACCCAUCGCGCAACCCGUACACUCUUCUUGACUUCGCUUCAGUCCCUCCAGACGCGGGCCACCUCUCAGGCAGCACCUUCAUCGCGCACAGCCAGUGGGGCUUCGAGGGCCGCUUCACUCUGCUGCACCUCGCCUCCUCCCUCGCCACAUGGCGUCGCGCCCACGGCUGCUUCGGCCCCGCCAGGCUCAUGCUGUUUCAAGGCGGCAUGCUCAGGACGCCCACCCGGCUGGCUCAUGCUCUUCCAGGAUGGCAUGCCCAGGAUGGCAUGCUAGGGGGGUUGGGUGAUUGUAUAUCAGCGUGGGCCAACAAUCUGCUCAAGGCAGUGCUGGGGCUGGGGGCAGCGUCGCCGUUCAAGCCACUGAACGGGGUCACACCGCAGUGCCUGGCCCUGGAGAAUGCGGUGGUGCUGCGGCAGCGAGACACCUUCAACGCCAGCGAUGAACCAUGCGCCUCUCUUUUGCACCAAUUCACUAACCACUCUUUACCCCCUCCCCUCUGUUCCCCUCCCCCAUACCCGCUUCUGUUUUUCCCCUUCUCCCCCGUCCCCUCCUCCCCACACACCCGCACAGGUAUCAGCGUGGGCCAGCAAUCUGCUCAAGGCAGUGCUGGGGCCAGGGGCAACACCGCCCUUCAGGCCACUGAACGGGGUCACACCGCUGUGGUAUCAGCGUGGGUCAGCAAUCUGCUCAAGGCAGUGCUGGGGCUGGGAGCCACGCCGCCAAGAUAA
This is a messenger RNA of Closterium sp. Naga37s-1, 1137 nucleotides long. Lineage: Eukaryota; Viridiplantae; Streptophyta; Zygnematophyceae; Desmidiales; Closteriaceae. The record is from the annotation of a GenBank genome assembly.